GUGAGAAUGUUAGAAAUAAUGUGUAAAGGGUAAAUAUGGAAUGAAACUCAUAGUUAUAGUUAUAGAUAUGAAAGUUUAAGAAAAAUUCAUUGGUGACAUUCUCACCUGUCUCUACACGAACACUUUCACAAAGAUAUAUACAUUUUUUUUCAAUCUUUGGGGGAUUCUCUUAGUCAAGGAUCAACUAUGCUUGUGAAGUCUCUCUCAUUUCCUUCCAAUCUCUUCCCAAGUUUUUCUGCAAGUGAAAUUGGAACAGACCAAAGAUGGGCACCCUCGAAAUCCUCGAAUUCUCUCAGUUUUUCUUCGAAGCUUCAAUUUUUGCGUAAAAGCACUCAAAACUCAUCUGGGGUUGGUCCUGGUGAUGCAGUCAUAAUUGUGGAUCACGGGUCACGUCGCAAAGAGUCCAAUCUAAUGCUUAAUGAAUUUGUGGAGAUGUUUAGACACAAAACUGGAUACCAGAUUGUGGAGCCUGCUCACAUGGAACUAGCAGAACCAUCAAUUGGAGAUGCUUUUCAAUCUUGCGUUCAGCAAGGGGCACACCGUGUUAUUAUCAGUCCCUUUUUCCUCGGUCCUGGAAGGCAUUGGAGUAAGGAUAUUCCUUCCUUGAGUGCAGAGGCAGCAAAGCAACACCCUGGUGUAUCAUACAUUGUUACUGCGCCUCUUGGACUCCAUGAGCUACUUGUGGAUGUUGUGAAUGAUAGGAUCAAUUAUUGCUUAAAGCAUGUCGCUGGAGAAGCAGACGAGUGUUCAGUUUGUGCUGGAACUGGAAAAUGCAUACUUAAUCAAUAAUUUUAGGAUACUAAAUAGUUGAGUGUCCUUUUUAGAAGGUAGAUGAGGAUGACAUGAACCUUAAAGUCAAAGGAAUGUGUAAAUUUAUUGAGCUGUAACUGUUCCAAAGCCACAACUUCAAGCAACAGAUUGAUUCUCGUAGAUAAACUUUAUAUGUGCUUCAAAUCAUCAAA
Molecule: messenger RNA, 962 nt
Organism: Lathyrus oleraceus (garden pea)
Lineage: Eukaryota; Viridiplantae; Streptophyta; Magnoliopsida; Fabales; Fabaceae
Product: sirohydrochlorin ferrochelatase, chloroplastic
Exons: 7
Coding region: 187-789 (200 amino acids)
Molecular function (GO): lyase activity
Source: RefSeq, a predicted model, not a curated record